This is a messenger RNA of Coregonus clupeaformis (lake whitefish), 975 nucleotides long. RefSeq lists its product as uncharacterized. The transcript is spliced from 4 exons. Lineage: Eukaryota; Metazoa; Chordata; Actinopteri; Salmoniformes; Salmonidae. The coding region runs from base 3 to 905 and encodes 300 amino acids. The record is from RefSeq and is a predicted model, not a curated record.
AGAUGACUUCAGCAGAAGAACAUCUGGAUAGGCUCCUGUCAGUUGAAGCCCUUCAAGGUGCAUCUGGCAACCUGAUCGCAAAGGUCCAUGGUCUCAUUCAGGAGAUAACCAUAAACCGCCAGCUUCAAUCCAUGGUUGGCCACAGAAGCCUCUCUCAACCAGCGCUGCCUAAACCAGCCCUGAGGAAGCUGUCAAAGGACGAUGCCUCAGAGCUCAUUUACAACUUUGCCCAGACUUCUGUUAGGAGACUCCUGGGGCAGUGUAUGGGAAGGCCUAUGCCACCAUCGGCUGAAAUGGUUUUGGAUCAGGUCAUCAAGUUGAUGACAGACGUGGUGAUGGACAGCCUGACUUAUGUGUCCAAGUCUACAAUGGAGGAUGUUAUUGUACACAGGUCGGUCACACUAGCGUGCUCUUCUCACUCAGACACCAGCAAUGCCACAAGUGACAUCACUCAUGGUGUUGUAGCUGACCUUAAUGCUACUGAGGAAUUCCCUGCCAGGAGCCUUAGCCCGGCUGAUGUAAAGGCUGACGGCAUGGCCCGCCUUCCCUCUGCCAGAGGGGAAGAGACUAAGAAGAACAGGAAGUGGCGUUUCCUACCGAAAAUGCAUACGUUUCCAAAGAUCAUGAUUAAGCUGUUCAAGACAAAAGGGGAACCGAAGAGCCACCCUAAACAGGAUGCACUGCCUACCAAACGUCUCAGAGAGACUCAUAUUUCACAGGAUGCUGAGUGUGAGGUUCCAGAGGUUCCAUCCACUUCCCCUCCCAAGGAGGACCUGACAACCACACCGGCCCCUGCUCCCCAGGAGUCCCAGUCCCGUAAACGCCCACUCAUAGUCAGGGUGUUACACGCUCUCUCCAGAGCCAUCUCCAAACCAUUCAGAGGAGCUUCUGGGAAGAAGAAUUAGCCAAAUGCCUGAUUUUAUUAAUAUUAUAUUUUAAUCAGAGCCUUUAUUUAAUAAAACAUUACUGCAUUGA